CUCCCUUUUGUCGUUCUCUCAAUCCAUCAAGGUCUCCUUUAUAUUGAUUUAAAACGAAUAUAGGGCCGAUAUAUAUCUUUUGUUCCUCCCUGCUAUUAUUCCGUUGCUCUUGGGUUAAUAGUACCGCCCAUAUACCGACGUAAAUUAACCCCUCUCAACACCCGACCAGCUAUCAUGGAGAUGCACCACAUGGGAAUGGACAUGGACCACGGCCAUCACGACCAUGGCGACAUGGAUAUGGGAGAAGGGCAGUGCAACAUGAAUAUGCUAUUUACCUGGUCCACGAAGAACCUCUGCAUUGUUUUCUCACGAUGGCGCGUAACGGGUCCUAUCUCCCUCCUUGGUUCCCUGGUUGUUAUUGUGCUUCUAGCCGCGGGGUACGAGGGGACUAGACAAAUUACUCGACAGUAUGAGGUAGCACAUGCCCGACGACUCAGUGCGUUUUCUGGAGCCACAGUUGGAAGCAAUGAUAUCGCCGACGAAGCCGUCUCGGGCACUGAACCUGAACCUGAAAACCACGCAUAUUUCCGCAACGCGAGCUCACGGCUACUUGUAGGUAGUGAUAAUAGGAGGGCUGUCGAGCGGAGAGGAAAGAUCACCAUGGCUGCACUCUACGCGGUGCAGGUGUUCUAUAGCUUUUUCAUCAUGCUUUUAUUCAUGACUUAUAAUGGUUUCGUUAUGCUUGCAGUUGCUGUUGGCGCGUUUGUUGGAUAUCUGGCGUUUGGAGACAACAUGUCUGCGUCCAAGUCGGUUGCUUGUCAUUAAAACCGAAGAUAUGGGUUCGCUUUUUUUUUUUUUUUGUUCUGCCACGGCGGGUGAAGCAUACAUUGAUUUAGUUGUCGCAUAUAAGAAUCUGAAGAGUUGGU
This is a messenger RNA of Aspergillus versicolor CBS 583.65, 866 nucleotides long. Its product is annotated as low-affinity Cu transporter. Gene Ontology annotation, molecular function: copper ion transmembrane transporter activity. The transcript has 4 exons. Gene Ontology annotation, cellular component: membrane. Gene Ontology annotation, biological process: copper ion transmembrane transport. The record is from RefSeq and is a predicted model, not a curated record. The coding region runs from base 175 to 765 and encodes 196 amino acids. NCBI's taxonomy places the organism in Eukaryota, Fungi, Ascomycota, Eurotiomycetes, Eurotiales, Aspergillaceae.